AUGCCUGUCGAAACCGCCUACGACCCCAAGGACAUGUUGUUCCGCCACCUGGGACCUACUGGUCUCAAGGUCAGUGUCUUCAGUCUUGGUGGCUGGUUGACAUACGGUGGAACACAAAAGGGAGAUAUUGUUAAGCAGAUCCUGCAAACAGCCUGGGAUCACGGUGUCAACACCUUUGACACUGCCGAGGUUUAUGCCAACGGUGAAUCUGAGAUUGAGAUGGGCCGAGCCCUCAAGGAGCUCAACUGGCCCCGAGACGAAUACGUCCUCACCACCAAGGUUUUCUUCGGAACAGGCCGCAAGGAGCCCAACACCCGUGGUCUCUCUCGCAAGCACGUUGUUGAGGGUCUCAAGAGCUCUCUCAAGCGAAUGGAGCAGCCUUAUGUCGAUGUUGUCUUCGCCCAUCGCCCCGAUUACGCUACUCCCAUGAAGGAGAUCGUUGAGGGAUUUACCCAGGUCAUUCGCAACCUGAACCUUGCCUACUACUGGGGUACCUCAGAGUGGAGCGCUGCUCAGAUUACCGAGGCUACUCAAAUCGCCGAGCGUUACAACCUCAUUGCUCCUGUUGUUGAGCAGCCCCAGUACAACGCUUUCCACCGUGAGCGUUUCGAGACCGAGUAUGCUCCCCUCUACGAUCAAUUCCAGUACGGAACCACCAUCUGGUCCCCUCUCGCCAGCGGUCUCCUCACUGGAAAGUACAACAACGGCAUCCCCGACGACUCUCGCUUCGCCACCAACAAGGCUUUCUUCGAGGGCACUGUCAAGGAGCUCCAGUCCGAAGCUGGAAAGGCCAAGAUCGAGAAGGUCAAGAAGAUGACCGAGAUUGCUGAGCGUCUCGGCGGCAACGUUGCCCAGCUCUCUCUUGCCUGGGCUCUCAAGAACCCCAACGUCAGCACCGUCAUUCUUGGCGCCACAAAGGUUGAGCAGCUUGAGGACAACUUCAAGGCGCUCGAAAUCUACAAGAAGAUUGAUGAUGGUGUUUUGGAGGAGAUUGAGAAGAUUCUCGACAACAAGCCCAAGGGUCCUGCCACUUACAACCGUGAGAGGACUCUGGACUGGAAGCCCUAA
Fusarium pseudograminearum CS3096 is the source of this 1068-nucleotide messenger RNA. RefSeq lists its product as uncharacterized. NCBI's taxonomy places the organism in Eukaryota, Fungi, Ascomycota, Sordariomycetes, Hypocreales, Nectriaceae. The coding region runs from base 1 to 1068 and encodes 355 amino acids. The transcript is spliced from 4 exons. The record is from RefSeq and is a predicted model, not a curated record.